CCUCGUCUCGUAACAUCACAUCGAUCGACAUCGCGCAUUGCAUCAUGGACACUUACGACGACCCACCCAACCCGUUCUCUACCGACCCUUCGCCGGCUCCUUCUAGGGACGAACAAGCGACUCAAGGGGGAGGUUCGUCAUCAGGCAUGUUACCCCCAACACAGCCGGCCGGAUCAGGGUCUCAAGCAGGGGUGGUGGCUUACCCCGAGCUGGACAUCUACCCUUCGAACGCGAACACCAACGCCAAUACUACCAGAGGAUUCGGAGGAGAACGAGGGAAGCUAUUCGGAGAGGAUGACAAUGAUGACGAGGACGAGGACCAAGGUGUAAAGGGGAUCACGGCGGGGUACCCGCAGUUGAACCUCUACCCGGCUGUUGAUACACCCAACCAAGAAUCCGGACCGUGGUCCAACUCUCAAGCACCUGGUUUUUCCAAUACUAACUCCAACUCUCAACCUCAAUUCACAUCCCGAUCCCAAUCCCAAUCUCAAUCUCAAUCUCCUAACAAACCAGCCUCCUCCCCCCCUCCUCCGACUUACCGCCCGUCAUUCCCCAACGCCGGCGCGGGGAUCAAAUCAUACGUCGGACCCCGGGUCAAGGAAGAGGCUUGUUGUGCGAUGGACGAGGAGUUGCAAGUCAGGGGAGGGGGGAUCGAGAUCAUCGACGCUGUCAAGACGAACGAUGGAGGAAGAGCGAGCUACAUCACUUAUGUGAUCAGGACCGGGAACCGAGAGACGCACCACCGGUACUCGCACUUCGACUCCCUCCGAACUUCACUCCAAGCGCUCUACCCCGUUCUCAUCGUCCCUCCGAUCCCUUCCAAACAGUCCCUCACGGACUAUGCUGUGAAAGGGUCGAGCAAGGCGAAGGAGGACGCGACGGUGAUUGCCAGGAGGAUGAGGACGUUGGAGGAUUUCUUGAGGAGGGUGGGGAGGCAUCCGAUCUUGGGUGGGGAACAUGUGUUUCAUAGGUUCUUGGAUGGGGUUUCUGGUUGGAACGACGUCUUGCAUUCCCCGCCGUUGUCGCUGUUGCCCAAGAACCCCUUGCACGCACCGACUUACAACCCGACCAUCAGGCCGUCUCAACCUUUCUCGCCCGCCUCGCCUUCACAAUCGGCCACGACGGACGAUCUCGGUGAAGAUCGAGACCCGACCUCGGCGGUCACGCAGACCACUGCACCGGGACCUCCUUCUCCCGGUCCCGGUCCAGGAUCCCCGGAUACGUCGGCUUCCCCCUCGUACAUCGCUCAUCACCUCUUGCCCAACGUCAGCGCGGCCACCCCGUUGAAACACCCCGACGGGAGGUUCAUGGACUCGGAGGCCUUUACCGACAAGUUUGCCCAUCACCUCUCGAGCGUCAUGGAACGUGUCAAUCGGAGGGUCGUCAAGCGCUGGGGAGAGCGAGCGCACGGGGCCAGCGAGAUGGGAGCGAUCGUCAACGGGCUGAGCUUGGAUUUGGAUGAUGGGGCUACCAAGGAGUUGACAGAGGGCGUCGGGGCGGGGACGAGGGGUGUGCAAGAGGCCGUGGAAAAGUUUGGACAGGCGAUAGAUGCCGAGCACAUGAGUACGGCGUUGUUGCUGCAACAUUGGGAACGAUCCGCUACGGAGCCUCUGCACAUCUACGCUCAAUACGGUGUGAUUAUCCGACAACGCCUCUCGUUCAGGCAUCAGAAACACGUCCAAUACGAACUCGUUCAGAGUACCCUGGAACAUCAACGAGAAAAGCUCGAAGUGCUCGAAAAGGCGGAAAAGGAGUCGAGGCGAUUGGAAGAGGCGCUUGAGAGCGGCGGGAGGAACUUGACGGCCAGCGGGGUGGGUUCGGCUCCGGCUCAGGGGCAGAGCGUCUUGACCGGCCAAAGCGUCAUUGGAGGGAGCUUGUACCGUGAACCCGGGCAGGGGUUGUCAGACGAUCCGCCUGCGGGACUGCCGAGGACUCCGACCAAGCGGAAGGGUGGUGGCGGUGGAUAUGGGUUAUUGAGCGCCGUCAAGCAUAGCCUGUCGGGGAUGAUGGAUGUCGACCCGGAAGCCACUCGGCGGGCGAACAUCGGGAGAACGAGGGAUAACAUCUCGCAGCUGGAAGACUCGCUGCAGGCCGCAGCGCAGGACCUCAAAUACGCCAGUCAAACGUUACAAGCUGAUCUGGACCGAUUCCAGCGCCAAAAGGUCGCUGAUAUGCGAGACAUGACGCUGGCCAUCGCCGAGCUUCACCGCGAGUGGGCCAAGGCUAACUUGAAAGCUUGGGAGGAAGCCAAGCUGGCCAUCCAGGCUAUCGAACCUCAUCCCAACCGUCCUUUACAGCUGGACGACGAUGAACCCCUCAGUCCUCAAUCCGCUGGGGUGCGGCAAUCGCCACAACAACAGCGCUCGUUCACGGUGGACCGGUCGAGAACCGAGGUGUCGAGCGGUCCCGCAGGGUUCACCAUGGACAGCGGGUUCGCUACAGUCGAUAAGGACGACGAGGACGAUGUGCCUCCGCCGAUUGUAAAGGACCACCCGUUGUAGCGCUUGUCCUCUUCUUGUUUGUGGGUGUCCCGAGUGUGCUCAAUAGGGUUGUACGCCGAGUCUUAUUACGUGUAUGAAGUUUGAUAAAGAAUACCUGUUUCGACCCAAGCUCACUCCCUCAGCCUCGAGGUGCGAGGAACGGCGUCAGGAGUCAUCUGCUUCUGUCGUCUGUGAUUGUAGUGAUAGGGAGCGGGCAUGCUACAAGACCAG
This is a messenger RNA of Filobasidium floriforme, 2711 nucleotides long. RefSeq lists its product as uncharacterized. The record is from RefSeq and is a predicted model, not a curated record. The coding region runs from base 45 to 2501 and encodes 818 amino acids. The transcript is spliced from 7 exons. Gene Ontology annotation, biological process: retrograde transport, endosome to Golgi. Gene Ontology annotation, molecular function: phosphatidylinositol binding. Lineage: Eukaryota; Fungi; Basidiomycota; Tremellomycetes; Filobasidiales; Filobasidiaceae.